This is a messenger RNA of Lotus japonicus, 2350 nucleotides long. RefSeq names its product K(+) efflux antiporter 5. The coding region runs from base 191 to 1909 and encodes 572 amino acids. The record is from RefSeq and is a predicted model, not a curated record. The transcript has 20 exons. Gene Ontology annotation, cellular component: membrane. Lineage: Eukaryota; Viridiplantae; Streptophyta; Magnoliopsida; Fabales; Fabaceae. Gene Ontology annotation, molecular function: potassium:proton antiporter activity. Gene Ontology annotation, biological process: proton transmembrane transport; potassium ion transmembrane transport.
AUGAAAUACAAUGCAAACUAACUAGAAGAGGCGCCACCAUCACCAUCUCCAUCACCAUCACCACUAGCAUCUCAAAUUCACAAACAAAACCGUUUCCUUCCGAUUUGGUUCCCUCUCCCUUUCCAUUUCAUUUCUCCAUGUUUUCCCCAAUCUGAGCCAAACCGAACAAGAAACUCGACAAACAACAACCAUGAUGGCGAAGAACAAUUGGGGUAUGUUUGGAUUCUGGGUCUGCGUCCUCUCCUUCUUGAUCUGCGCCGGCGUUGGUUCUCCGGCCAGAUCCGACAAGGAAACCCGUGAGAGAUUCUACGGCGUUAUGGUGAAUUCCACUGCGCCUGAAUCCAAUGACACCUUCGCUAAGAUGUUCGAUCGCGUUCUCGAGAAGGAGUUUUCAGAAAAUGACCAGCCUGAAGGAUCCGAUAAAAGCAGCUUCAAUAGCAGUGUAGCUGAUCAGCAGGCUACAUUGGAGACUGUAGCUAAAAUUACUCAUGACAAAGCAAAGAGAAAUGAUACGCAUGAGGGAAAUAGCACAAAGUCGUUUCAGUUUCAAGAUGUGUUCUCCCUGGAAAAUGAAGAUUCUGAUGAUGUGACAACUUUGAUUGACAGCAAGGACAAUGUCUUUGUGAUGUCAAACAAGAAAUCCAAAUAUCCUGUGCUUCAAGUGGAUUUAAGGCUAAUAUCAGAUUUAGUGGUCGUCAUAGUUUCUGCAGCCAUUGGUGGAAUCGUCUUUUCCUGUUUGGGGCAACCGGUUAUUGUGGGCUAUCUUCUUGCAGGCUCCCUUAUUGGACCAGGGGGUUUGAAAUUCAUCAGUGAAAUGGUACAGGUUGAGACUGUUGCACAAUUUGGAGUUGUAUUUCUUCUCUUUGCUUUAGGGCUGGAGUUUUCCUUGGCGAAGUUAAAAGCUGUGGGGCCUGUUGCUGUUCUUGGAGGUCUGCUUCAAAUUUUAUUAUUCAUGUUUCUUUGUGGCAUUCUUUCCAUGUUAUUUGGAGCCAAGUUAUCUGAGGGUGUUUUUGUUGGUUCAUUUCUGUCAAUGUCAUCAACAGCAGUGGUGAUAAAGUUUUUGGUGGAGCGGAAUAGUAAUAAUGCUCUUCAUGUUCAAGUGACUAUUGGGACUCUUAUUUUUCAGGAUUGUGCUGUGGGUUUACUAUUUGCUUUGCUUCCAGUUUUGGGUGGUAACAGUGGUCUUUUACAAGGAAUUGUUUCAAUGGGAAAACUGUUGCUAGUGUUGUCGUUGUAUCUCACUGCUACAUCUAUAUUGUCUUGGUCGUUUGUUCCUCGCUUUCUCAAAUUGAUGAUGCGGCUCUCAUCUCAGACAAAUGAGCUUUAUCAGCUAGCUGCCGUUGCUUUCUGCUUGUUAUCUGCGUGGUGCAGUGAUAAGCUUGGCCUUAGUCUUGAGCUGGGUUCAUUUAUGGCUGGUGUUAUGGUUUCUACAACAGACUUUGCUCAACAUACUCUGGACCAGGUGGAACCAAUUCGUAACCUGUUUGCAGCUCUCUUCCUCUCAAGUAUUGGUAUGCUUAUACAUGUCCACUUCCUUUGGAACCAUGUGGAUAUCUUGCUGGCAGCUGUUAUUCUGGUUAUAGUUGUUAAGACUACUGUUGCUACUAUAGUUACAAAGGCCUUUGGGUACAGCAUUAAGACAGCACUUAUUGUUGGUAUCUCACUUGCUCAAAUUGGAGAAUUUGCUUUUGUUCUCCUGAGUCGCGCUUCAAAUCUUCAUCUUGUUGAGGGGAAGAUGUAUCUUCUUCUUCUGGGAACAACGGCUCUUAGUCUGGUUACAACGCCGCUUUUGUUUAAAUUGAUACCUGCUUUCAUGAAUCUGGGUGUUCUCAUGCACUGGUUCCCCGCUGAAAGUAGUACACCAAAUGAGGGGAAAGCUUUGAUGAUCGAGGCAAGCAGAAUAUUGUGACUUUCCAAGUUUAUAAAAAAAAAAGUUUAUAUGACAUCAAAUAGUAUAUUGGAGGCAAUUAUCUACUUUUUGGUACCUAGUGAAAUCAGGAUUUGUUUCUGUUGCAAGUUCCAUGGUGAGCUUCAGAAGAAUUAGUCAGCAUAGUCUCUUCCACUGAAAGUCAAUGGAAGAUCUCAUGUACAUAGGCAUUUGAUUUUUAUAUUCUUUUAGCAAUGUAUAUAGGAAAUGACAUGCCAGUCUUGUUGAUCAUGCUGAUCUAAUCUGAUCAUGACAUACCCUGGUUAGCCUAUAUUUGCUGCUAUAAAGUUGCUAAAGUCGAAAUGAUUGACAAAAUUUAUAGAAGAAUUCACUCGUGUAACUUUUUGUAUGAAGAUUCUCCCAACAACAUUGUUCUGUAACACAUGUAAGGACAACAUUUGAAUGAAGAUCUUGAUGAAUAAA